AUGUUUAAUUUGCCCAAUAUAGUGAAGAGGCUCAGUGAUUUGGAUGUUAUGAUUCAAAAUCAGGGUUCUGAUACAAUAAGUAGAAUGGUUACAUUGGAACAACGGAUUAUUAAAGUUGAGCAAUCAGUAGAUGUGGCGGGGAAAAGUUGCAGGGAUCCAGCAGUGGAGACAGCAAUUGGUGAAAGGGAGGAACUGAUUUUUGAAAUGAUGGAAAGAAAAAAUAGAGCAAGCAACAUCUUAGUCUAUAACGUAACUGAAUCAAAAAUGAAUACACAGACACAGCGCAUGAAGGAAGACAGUGAAACUGUUGAGAGGAUAUUGGAGAAUUUUAAUAUCGAUAAAAAUAAGUUGUCAAUUUAUAGAUUGGAAAAGUUUAUACCCAACAAGAAUCGACCAAUUAAAGUAUGUCUGGCUAAAGAGGAAGAUGCAAAUUGCACGAAUAAAACAUCAAGACAAGAACUUGAUGAUUUGAUGAAAAUUGGUGGCGAUAUUCAUAACGAUAUAAAUACAGAAGAAAAUGUACCGCAAGGUACAGAUAAUUUAUCAACAGGAAGUGUUGAUAGUGAAUCUGUAGAUAAAGUCAUUCCUGAAUGUCAAACGGACCCAAAGAAGUGCAAGCAAACACUUAUUGAAAAAGUUGUUCCUGAAAAUUUCACUCCAAGUCAAACAUCCUCCAUAAAGGAUGUCCCUGAACAUAAAAGUCCAAGCUCGGACAGUGAUAGUGAAAGUCCGUAUACCUCAAAUAACAAUUUGAGGAAUUUAAAUAAAUAA
Ceutorhynchus assimilis (cabbage seed weevil) is the source of this 771-nucleotide messenger RNA. Lineage: Eukaryota; Metazoa; Arthropoda; Insecta; Coleoptera; Curculionidae. The record is from the annotation of a GenBank genome assembly.